CAGACAUGUUUACCAAGAGUCGAGAUGCACCAGAGAGACUCUCACCAGUCACAUAAUGAUCGAUCGAGGCACCCAAACCUAUAUGGUUUAUGAUCCUAUAUAUGAAAUCAAUCAGUGUAUUCGUCACACUUCUGAAUCAGAUCGAUGCUUUUCCAAACCUUCUAUCAUAUGCAUGUUGGGGUACAACUCUACCAGCCAACACAUAUAUGUUUACCUGCUAUAUACUGAGUGCAAGUCACACGAUAUUGCUUCCGGGAUUCAAUCCGGGCACGCAUGCUGCCGAUUCAAAUUAGUUCAGAGGGUAGCGUUACUUGCCAUGGCUACCACUGCAACUAUCUCUGCUGGUCGUCGAUAUGCGCCAGAGGACGCAACUCUCCCGAAAUGAUGUAAAGGAAUCCUGAUGCCUAUGUGUCUCGAUAUGAUAGGCCUGCGGGCUCAGCUCCUCCGUUAAAGGCUUCUACUGAGCCCUCUAUAAGUUCUUCUGUUCAAGAUCACCAAUCUUCACAAGGACAACUUCGUCAUGUGGGAGAUGAUCGGUAUGGCAGGGGCAGCAAUGGUGGAUCAAAGGUUGAGACAGGACCGAGGAAUGUGCAAGCAAUAGAGGUAUGAUACAAGCAGACAAGAGAAAACAUAGAUUUGUUUUUCAUAGAGUGCCGUUGAUUUAUUUUCUUCUUACCUGCCAGCGAUUAUAUGGUUUGAAGUUUUUUUUUGAUGUUACUGACGGCUUCUCGUUUUUUUUCUCUCUUAGGGUGAUAAUGUGCCACCAUUUACUACCUUUUGAAAAUAUUUAUUGGGAGGAAGGAAAUUUCUCUCUUAUUGGCACCAUCAUAACACCAUUUACUACAUUGUUGUCACUAUUUGCACCAUCCCGAUUAGCGCCGACCUACAUUUCCAAGAAAAUGAAAAUAUUUAUCUGAGAAUGCUUGUAUUGUAAAUUUUUCUGGUCAAUU
This is a messenger RNA of Fragaria vesca subsp. vesca, 950 nucleotides long. RefSeq lists its product as uncharacterized. The record is from RefSeq and is a predicted model, not a curated record. Bases 56 to 385 code for a protein of 109 amino acids. NCBI's taxonomy places the organism in Eukaryota, Viridiplantae, Streptophyta, Magnoliopsida, Rosales, Rosaceae. The transcript has 2 exons.